AUGUCCGCCUGCAACUUUUGCAUCGCUUUCAACUUUGUGACGACGGGGGUGCGCCUCUUCCGACUGGCCCCCCCUCGCGGGCCCUCUCCCAGACAGCUUUGCCACCCGAUACGACGGCUGCAUAACACCGCCCCCAACGGCGUGCCAGGGACCCCGCGGCGGACGAUUGUAUCGGCAAGUUCGAGCCCCCCCAGGGAAAGAAAGGCGGCGCGGCCGAAGCGGGCGCGCAACACAGCGAAGGGCCCGCUAUCACAUGUAGGCUCCUUCACGCCUGCGAUCCAAUGGUACCCGGGGCACAUCGCCAAGGCGGAGCGGACGUUGAAAGAGUGCAUUAAGAUGGUGGACGUGGUGGUGGAGGUGCGCGAUUGCCGGAUCCCGCUGGCGACGGCGCACCCGGACGUGGAGCGGUGGAUAGGCAACCGGACGCGGAUCCUGGCGAUGAACCGGGCGGACUUGGCGCCGGAGGUGGCGCGGGCACAGUGGAGAAAGCAUUUAGUGGAGCAGGGGGAGAAGGUGCGGUUUAUUAACGCCAAGCAGGGCCGCGGGGUGAAAGAGCUGAAGAAGCUGGCGAUCGAUGCGGGGUCGUUUGUGAACGAGAAGCGCACACGGAAGGGGUUGCUGCCGCGCCCGGUGCGGUGUUUAGUGAUCGGGUACCCGAACGUGGGAAAGAGCGCGCUGAUCAACCGGCUGGUGGGGCGGAAGGCGGCCAAGUCUGCCAACAAGCCUGGGGUAACUAGAAACUAUCAGUGGGUAAGGAUCUCGGAUACGAUCGAACUGCUGGACAUGCCGGGGAUCAUCCCGGCCAAGCUGGAGCGGCAGGAGAGCGCGGUGCGGCUGGCUAUCUGCGACGACAUUGGGCAGGCGGCGUACGACGCGCAGGUGGUGGCGGGGCUACUGGUCGAGGAGCUUAAAAGGGUGUGCGAGGAGUAUGACGGGUACUUUGAGAUGCGCACGCUGGAGGAGCGGUUCAAGGUGAGCGCGGACGGCGUGAGCGGGGAGGAGUUUGUGGCGCUGGCGGCGGAGAGGCUGUACCAGGGCAACAUAGAGAGGACGGCCGUACGGUUGCUGACUGAGUUUCGAGCGGGCAUACUGGGGCCCGUGGCACUGGAGAAACCAGAGAUGGGCGGGGAGGCGGAAGGACAGUGAAGUGGAGAGAGAGGGAAACCCUGGUCGGAGGGUGGGCACCCUUUGCGCACGCACGUGCAAGGAUAGCCGUACUGAUAGGAUUGCCAGUAGCAUGGUAGUAGCAUGGUGGUGGCAUUAAUUGGCCCACACCGAAAAAUCGCUCCUCAGCGGCCCUAUUUG
Molecule: messenger RNA, 1305 nt
Organism: Chondrus crispus (carragheen)
Lineage: Eukaryota; Rhodophyta; Florideophyceae; Gigartinales; Gigartinaceae
Exons: 2
Coding region: 1-1146 (381 amino acids)
Cellular component (GO): mitochondrion
Molecular function (GO): GTPase activity; GTP binding
Source: RefSeq, a predicted model, not a curated record